AUGAAAAUACUGAUGAUUUUAAGCACAGUGAUUAGCCCAAACGAUACUGAUACAAAGAGAGGAAAUGCAGAUCAGUCGUCAUUCAUAGGAUUAUUAGUCCCAUGUUAUUGUUUUUCCCCCUAGAAUCCUUGACCUUGAAGAUGGUGAGUAGCCAGCCAAAGUACGAUCUAAUACGGGAGGUUGGUCGUGGUAGUUACGGUGUGGUGUAUGAAGCAGUCGUCAGGAAGACCUCUGCGCGGGUUGCAGUGAAAAAAAUUCGGUGUCAUGCUCCAGAGAAUGUGGAACUAGCUCUACGUGAGUUCUGGGCACUGAGCAGUAUCAAGAGCCAGCAUCCAAAUGUUAUCCAUCUGGAGGAGUGCAUCUUACAGAAAGAUGGUAUGGUGCAGAAGAUGUCACAUGGUUCCAGUUCUUCCCUUUAUGUACAGCUUGUAGAGACCUCAUUAAAAGGAGAAAUAGCCUUUGAUCCCAGAAGCGCCUAUUACCUUUGGUUCGUAAUGGAUUUCUGUGAUGGAGGAGAUAUGAAUGAGUAUCUGCUAUCCCGAAAGCCCAGCCGCAAAACCAACACCAGUUUCAUGCUUCAACUCAGCAGUGCCCUGGCUUUCCUUCACAAAAAUCAGAUUAUCCAUCGUGAUCUCAAACCUGACAACAUUCUGAUCUCACAAAGCAGAAUGGAUGCUAGUGACUUGGAACCCACUCUGAAAGUCGCUGAUUUUGGGUUAAGUAAGGUAUGUUCAGCUUCAGGACAGAACCCUGAAGAGCCUGUCAACGUAAAUAAAUGUUUCCUUUCAACAGCAUGUGGGACUGACUUCUACAUGGCCCCUGAAGUCUGGGAAGGACAUUACACUGCAAAAGCAGACAUUUUUGCAUUGGGGAUUAUAAUUUGGGCAAUGUUAGAAAGGAUCACCUUCAUAGACACUGAGACUAAGAAAGAACUUUUGGGGAGCUACGUAAAGCAAGGGACUGAGAUUGUGCCAGUUGGGGAGGCACUUCUAGAAAACCCCAAAAUGGAACUUCUCAUCCCUGUAAAGAAAAAAUCUAUGAAUGCCCGUAUGAAGCAGCUGAUUAAGGAAAUGCUGGCUGCCAACCCACAAGACCGUCCUGAUGCUUUUGAACUAGAACUCAGAUUAGUCAAAAUUGCUUUUAAAGACAGCAACUGGGACACGUGA
Messenger RNA from Emys orbicularis (European pond turtle), 1166 nucleotides. RefSeq names its product PDLIM1 interacting kinase 1 like (gene PDIK1L). The record is from RefSeq and is a predicted model, not a curated record. Gene Ontology annotation, biological process: protein phosphorylation. NCBI's taxonomy places the organism in Eukaryota, Metazoa, Chordata, Testudines, Emydidae. The transcript is spliced from 2 exons. Bases 102 to 1166 code for a protein of 354 amino acids. Gene Ontology annotation, molecular function: ATP binding; protein kinase activity. Gene Ontology annotation, cellular component: cytoplasm; nucleus.